Pseudo-nitzschia multistriata is the source of this 1399-nucleotide messenger RNA. NCBI's taxonomy places the organism in Eukaryota, Bacillariophyta, Bacillariophyceae, Bacillariales, Bacillariaceae. The record is from the annotation of a GenBank genome assembly.
AGAUAGACAGAUAGAUUGAAGAAUUCGGUUCGACCAUUUUGCGUGUCCAUAGAAAGUUAACAACAUGAAAAACAUCCUCGAUUCGUUUUCCGUCACCCCCGCAUUGCCUAGCUUUCUGUUCUUGUUGGCGGAUGAUAUCGGAUGGGCUGACUUUAGUUACAACAACGGUACGGCCCUAACACCAAAUAUCGACACCUGGGCCAGAGCGCAGGGAUCUGUCGUGCUGCAAGAUUUCCACAGCGGUGGUUCUGUUUGCUCUCCCACACGAGCAACUGUUUUAACUGGCCGCAAUCAUCUCCGAGAUUGUGUAGAUUACGUCUAUGGAUGUAGCGACAUUCGAUCUUGCCCUACCCUCGCUUUUGAGUUUGCACCCUCGGAAACAUUCACGGUUGGAGAUGCGGUUCGAACGGCCUAUCCAGAGGAUUAUGAUAGCAAAGGAGGGGCAUAUUUUGCUGGAAAGUGGCAYCUCGGAUCCUUUUUCAACGAUUCAAAGGCGUAUGGAGGAAUUCCCUCUUCUCCCAUCACACACGGCUUCACGAAAAUGAAUGCUACAAUCGAGGUCGCUCCGACAGCAACUACAAAUUGUCAGUGCAAGGCAGAGUGGGUGGAUUCCUGCGAUUUUGGUCAUUAUAAAGAGCCAAAUCACUGCUUUCCGGAGGGGGAGUGUUGUUUUAAUUAUUGGUGGGACGAUCCAUUAGGUAMAUCGAUUCAUGAACAAUCUUKUUGUASACCAUGUGUGCGAAGAUGUCUUURGUAGUUUUCAAUGCAUGUAUUGAYGGUGAUGGUAUGCUGCGAAACUGAAUUCCCGUGUUUAUCUUCUGUCCUAUUUCUACUUGCCGUAGCUCCACAUGGUGUUACAAACCUAACUUGGCCAACUCCUCCUGACGACUCCCUCUAUUUGGCGGAUGCCUUUUCUCGGUAUUUGAAGGAUCGAAGUGCGCAACAAAAACCAUUUCUAGGUAAGAAAAAUGGACGAUGUUAGUYCAUCCGAUUCGAUAUCGACAGGCAACCAUCGUCUCAUUUAUCUUCGAUGCAUUCAAUUUUUCUAUUMUUCCAGCACAAAUYAGCUUCCACAAUUGCCAUAUUCCGUUCAUUGGAUCURAAGAAGCGAAGGAGUCGUGYGCACGAGGAGAAACCUGCCAACUCCCUCAAAAUGGUGAAGAACCGUUUACUGAUGAGGAGCUAGAUUACUACGCAUGUCUAGUCGAGCUUGAUAAUGCUGUCGGGACGAUAUUAGCCGCUUUAAAAAAUCAUGGGUACUAUGACAAUACAAUGGUAAGUGAAAUGYAUUGUGGCGACGCARGAAAAGUUGACUUUUYCGACGCAUUUCCUACUAAAAGUCRCAUCUUCGCUCUUUUUUCAAACAUAUAAAUUACAAGACAUGGUUUGCGACAGAUAA